AGUGCCUCGUGAGUGCUGCCAACAGGAGGUCUUGCCAAUACCUCUACCGUAAAUUAUUGACAGGACAAGCGCGUGUGACAUUCCCGUGACGGUGCGGUGACAGUAAUGUGAGGACAGUUUGUUGGGUGAGUGAAGACAACGAUUUUAGGGGAGAUGUGAAUUAAAAAAAAAAGAGUUUAAUUCGUCGAAUGUAGAGUUUACUUUUUUUUAUAUUUUAUGUCUUGGAGUUUACAGAUUGGAAUCAUAAUAUGAGUAUUUUUGUUUUAAUUUUUGUAUUCGAACGAGUCGAUAAGUGUUUCUUCGAAAUUAGAAUUUGACAAUCGAGUAGUCUUUUUUUUAGUAAUACAAUGUAAAGUGUUAACAAAGAGAGUUGAAAUUUCAUGAAAAUGAAUUCAGGCAUCAGGACACAUGAUGGUAAUUGCGCGAUGACGCCCGGCCUGAAAAUGGAAUCGAAAGGCACCCAGAUACACUUACCGCUGAUGGGGCGUGGGAGCAGAGGCGAGCUCAAUGAUAAAGUCACGUUCUCCCAGGGCAAAACCUUCACGGAGCAGCUCAAUAAUGGCCAAGUACUUGGUGGCUCCCAAAUGAACCUAUGCAAUGGCGCUGCGGGUGCAGCAGGAAUCACAACUCUCGUUCCCAAGAUCCCAAAUGGCUAUGGAGAUCAGAAAAAACCAAUGGCGACUCUCACACACCUGCCAAAAAGACCUCCAGUGGACAUAGAGUUCUCUGAUUUAUCCUAUUCAGUCAGCGAGGGCAGGAAGAGAGGUUACAAGUCCUUGCUUAAAUGUAUCAAUGGUACCUUUCGAUCAGGGGAGCUGACAGCCAUUAUGGGACCUUCGGGGGCAGGGAAGAGCACACUCAUGAACAUUCUAGCCGGAUAUAAAACAUCAAACGUCAGCGGAUCAAUCCUGAUAAACGGAAAAGAAAGAAAUUUGAGAAGAUUCAGAAAACUAUCCUGUUAUAUAAUGCAGGAUGACUGCCUUCUACCACAUUUGACGGUCCGGGAGGCGAUGUAUGUAUCAGCUAACCUGAAACUAGGGAAGGACAUGACAGCUACAACAAAGAAGAUAGUCAUCGAUGAAAUAUUAGAAAUGCUCGGUCUUAUCGAGGCCGGUGAUACUAGGACCAUAAAUCUAUCAGGAGGACAGAAAAAAAGACUAUCAAUAGCCUUGGAGCUAGUUAACAAUCCACCGGUAAUGUUCUUUGAUGAACCAACUUCUGGAUUGGAUAGUUCCUCGUGUUUCCAAUGCAUAUCAUUAUUAAAAUCUUUGGCUAGAGGCGGCAGGACGAUAAUCUGUACUAUCCAUCAACCGUCUGCCCGAUUAUUUGAGAUGUUUGACUUUUUAUACACGUUGACCGAUGGGCAGUGUAUCUACCAAGGGAAGGUCACGGGUCUCGUGCCAUUUUUGUCGUCGAUGGGGCUCCACUGCCCAAGCUACCAUAACCCUGCUGAUUAUUUAAUGGAGGUAGCAAGCGGUGAACACGGUGAGUGGGUUCACAAGCUAGUAAGAGCCGUGAAUAAAGGAAACUGCGGACGGGGACAGUCUUCUUCCACAUCAUCAUCAUCAUCGUCCGUGCCUCAGAAUGUAAAUUACAAUAAUCAACCGAAUAAAAAUAAUACUCAGAAAGAAGCUCUUUCUAUAGUUGUUGACAAACCAACGUGUACUGUGAUAGACAUGUCAGAACCGGUACUCAAUACCGAAAAGCAGAACAUUCCAAACUCUACGAACCUCGCUCCUGUAACCUGCACCACUUCACUAUUAGACUCCAGCGAGAGUUUCACAAAGAAGCCAGUUAAAACCGGUUUCCCGACGUCAGGGUGGAAGCAAUUUUGGAUCUUAUUGAAGCGAACCUUCCGAAGUAUUCUUAGAGACCAGACAUUGACGCAUUUAAGACUAUGUUCGCAUACGAUCGUGGGAUUGUUGAUUGGCUUCCUCUAUUACGAUAUAGGGAACGAUGCCGCCAAAGUGAUGAGCAAUGCUGGAUGCAUUUUUUUUACCGUGAUGUUCACCAUGUUUACUGCCAUGAUGCCUACCAUACUCACAUUCCCGACAGAGAUGAGCGUAUUCGUGAGAGAACAUUUAAAUUACUGGUAUUCGUUGAAGGCUUUCUAUUUCGCAAAAACAAUGGCAGAUCUACCAUUUCAGAUAAUAUUCAGUGGCGUCUACGUGAUCAUAGUGUACUUCAUGACGGGCCAGCCGAUGCAGACCGAUCGAGUGCUGAUGUUCACGACCAUCAACAUACUCACGGCGCUAGUCUCCCAGUCUCUAGGACUUCUCAUCGGUGCCGCCAUGAAGAUCGAGACUGGGGUGUACCUGGGACCGGUCACGACAAUACCCGUCGUCUUAUUCUCCGGUUUCUUCGUGAACUUCAACGCAAUACCAAACUACCUUCGAUGGCUGACGUACUUAAGCUAUGUUAGAUAUGGCUUCGAAGGAGCCAUGCUGUCGGUUUACGGGUUCGGAAGGGAGAAGCUGUAUUGUUCGGAAGCAUACUGCCAUUUCCGGAACCCAGAUCUCUUCUUGAAGGAAAUGACGAUGGAUAAAUCGAACUUUUGGAUCGACGUUGGAGCUUUAAGCGCUCUGUUCGUCUUCAUAAGAGUAAUCUCAUAUUUAGUUCUAAGGUUUAAGUUGAAGAUGAUGCAAUAAUGAAUCGGUUGAAGUUUUUUGUUUCAAUCGAGAUUACCAGAUCUCGUUUGGAGUCGGGAUAUCCGGUCCCGUUGAAAGGUCAUUUACGCUCAAACGCUAGCUUUCCGAUAGUGUUUUCGUUAGGAAAGGUCACGAUAAAUCGCGAGAUAAACUAGAUAGCUAGGCAGCACGUGUGCGGCAGUUGUACGCCCAUUACAUGUCACGGGAGAUACCUUCAGAGUAUAUUUUAGUUAGUAUCGACACAUUUAUGAAUGACAACCAGUUAUUAUCGAAUAAUUUUGUUUAUGUUUUAUCAUAAAAGGAAUCAACAUAACAAUAAUUAAUUAUGUUUACAAUGUGAUGACAUCAGCAAUGGUGGCUAUAAGCCCAUUUUCGCCCGAAAACGUAAGGCAAUAAUGAUAAUAAUCGUGGCAUUUACAUUUUGGUGUGUAAUUAAUUAAAUUAACAAUUAAUUCGCACUACGUGUAAUAUAGUCAGGUGAAUUAAUUUGCCUAUUUAAUUAUGAUAAUAAUGACACGAUCUAUCAUUGAAUAAGCUUGAUGUUUAGACGGCGCAAUAGUGUUAUUCUGUUAAUUCUGUACAGACGAAUGCUCAAGCGAUCACCGCGCGUGAUAAAUUCACUUAAAGAUUAAAAAAAAAUUACAAGUUUGCCUGUUAAUUCUAGUUUUUAGUUGUGUAACAUCACCGCGCGUGAUUUAUUCACUUAAAAUUUGUUAAAAAAAAUAACAGGUUCUCCUGGUAAUUCUAGAAUGUUAGUUGUGUAAGAAAUAAUGAAUUGAAAAAGCUGUUGUUUACUUUCGAGUGCUAAGAUCAAACUAUUUCAAUGCGACGCUGCCAUGAUAAGUACAGGCAACUUGCUAAUUUUUAUGAAAUCACCAAAUAGAAUUUCAUGAAAAUUGAGAUCUUAAAUGUUAAAUAAUCACUGUUGACCGUAUCUAUUAAAAGCGUGCAAUAAUGACAUAGCUCGUGUGUCAAGACUACAGUGCGUGAUCCUCAUUCAUCAGCGUGAGUUUUUUUAACAGAAUAACACGCCGUCGAUACAUAAACCAAGCAAAUUAAAGUUAUAAAUUCAGGCAUUAUGCCGUAAACCAAUGAUUUCAAUAUUUGUAAAAAUUAUCUUGUAGUCCGUUAAUCAAUAAAAAUGUUCUAAUCGGUUAAGAAAACGAUGGAUUCAUAUAAACCAUGUGUGAAAUACAAUUAGAUCUAUUAAUUUGCCUCUAAUGUCUACAAAGAUAACUUCGUUUAUUCCAGUUUAUUUUAUAUGUAUGAUCUAAUGACCAUGCUUCAUUAAUUAAAUUAAUAAAUUUAAUUAGAAUACCCAAUUUUCAUUAUUAUACAAGUUAUUUCUUUGCACUUGUAUUACAGUACGGAAUAUCAAUGUAGUUACUACACAUUUUAUAACUAACAUAAGUAAAUCUACUGAAAUGUUUUUCUGUGAUUUUGAAACAUUCAAUCGUUCCGUCUUUGUCGUGGCAUCCAAAUAAUAGUAAGAGAAAAAAAGACAAUUGCUUGUUGAGUUAUCAGAAUAUUGAAUGUUUCGAGUUUCUUAAGAAAAUCAAGUUGGUAUUAUAAGUUUUGAAAUUAAUAUCAGGUGCGGUCGUGAACUUAAAUUCGUGUGGUCGUGGUUCAAAUUCGUAUAUACGUUUGCAUAUUGAGUGUGGCGUGAGAUUACUGAUAGUUACAUUAUAAUGUAAGCCUUAGGAGUUGGAACGGGUUGAAAAUCACAGUUUUACUAUUCAAGUAGGAACAUUGAGUUAUUAAUUUUAAAAAAGGUGACCAGUGGUACUGGUGGAGACCAGAGAUAAGUUAACAGUUGGAACAUUUUAGUAAACUAGUAUUAUAUCGAAGGAUUAAAGGAUAUAUGGCUUAAGCGACAUUUUUGCAACUUUACAGGACACGUAAUUAAAGUUUAAAAUUGGGAAAAAUAUAUCAUAACGUUUGAAUGGGGUAAACUUAAUUGAAGUACAAUUAAAAACAUCGAAUUGUUGAUGCUAAUGCCAAAUAAAACGGGCAUUUUAUUACAAAGAUAAAUGUCAAGCAAAAUGUCACUUAAACCAAACAAACAGUCUUGCAAACCUCGAUAUUCAUUCUUCGGUUGCUACUUCGCGGUCGUACGUAGACUUAGUAAAUAAAACUAGUAUUGCGGAUUAAUAUCGCGUUCAUUAAAUGUAAUUAUUAAUUGAGUCGCCGCAGCCGCAAAAACUGUAAAGCAUUUCGACGCUUGAAAGGCAAACGUGACUAAGCGACAAUGCGUGAACUUUACAGUAGACUAAUUUAAAGUUGAAAUACCUGAAAAAAAAUCUAUUUUAACGAAUCUAGCUGUAGGAUUGAAAUGAUUUUAAUAGACCUAGAAAUAUAUAUUUUUUUGCGCAUCGAAUAUGGUUAUUGCCUAUCAUUUAUGUACAAAGCAGCUAUUGUCGCGCGUAGUCACGUUUGCCUUUCAAGCGUCGAUUUGAAGCGUCUACAUACUAAAUGUGGUUUGAGACAAUCGUUAACAUGUUUACUGCGUGAUGCGGCUUAAAAAGCCCCAUGAGUGAAUAUCACCUCCUAUGCCACACUAUGCUAUGUGUGUAUUCAUAAACGGACUUUUGUGAGGCCUAUAAUGUCUCAAGCGCACUAUAAAGAAGUCCAAUCUUGUCUCAAAAAUACCUCAUAUACGCUGCCUGAAAGUCCCUCAAAAAUUAUCCCGCAGGCAGGGUGUUAAAGUAUUGGACUCUCGCCUUGAAGACGCUUGCCUCCUGGCUACCAGCAAUCCCUUCAUUCUACAAAACGUACCUACCUAUUGCGUUCACACUACAAGUCUAUGUUCGCUUAAAAGUUAAGACAAACCUUUAUGAAGUCGAAAACAAAAAUGCAAACACUUGUUAAAAUGAAAAAAAUCUAUUGUCUGUAAAGUCGGUUUACUGACGAUAGUUGAACGUGACAACGUCAUAAGAAAAUACUGAUGGAAUGGUUUCAUUUUUCAAAAGAAAAAUUUAAUUUUAUUUGUUUGAUAUAUAUUUUGUAUGGACAAUUGACCACACUCACUUUUCACUGAACUUCAUACUUGACGAAAACAUGUAAAAUUAAAGGUAUUAUUGUCGAUGUGCCGAUGUGGCGAUGUGCGGAGGCCGAUUGUGCCUCUUUGUCGCUCGUUGCGCGCUCUCGCUUGCAUUUCAAGCCUUAAAUGGAACGCCUCAAUGAUUCAUGUUUUUUCGUGCGUGCAGCCGGCUCCAUCGAAUUAUAAGUCGUUGUCACGUCAAAAAUAAGCUCAUAUUUCAAACGAAAGCUUCACUCAGCUCGUUCAAACUCCUCUGGCUCUGAUGGAUAUAAGCCUUAUUGUAAACACCCUAAGCUCUAAAUAGACACGUAGAAUAUUGAUACGGUUUUUAAACAAUUAGCUUCAUAGGUGGCAGAUUUGUAAUAAAUAGUUUUAUAAUUGCCAGUUAAGAUUAACAAGACCUAAGUUAUGGGUUAGCAGUCCUUUGCAACUCCUUAGCUGUCCACCAGGAGACGAGCCCACGGCAAGUGUUUAAUGAGUCAAUAGAAAUCAUAUCGUAAUUGUCCCCACUAGCCUUUGAACGUGUGAUAAAAAAAAAUACUGGUGGUAGGUCCUCUUGUGAGUCCGCACAGGUAGGUACCACCACUCUGCCUAUUUCAGCCGUGAAGCAGUAAUGCGUUUCGGUUUGAAGGGUGGGACAUUUACGUUGUAGAUGUCUAUGGGCUCCAGUAACCACUUAACACCAGGUGGGCUGUGAGCUCGUCUACCCAUAUAAGCAAUAAAAAAAAAAACUCAAUUAAAUUGUAGUACCUAAUCAUAUUCAACCUUAUGUCUCGUGGUUAGUGGUAGCAUUUACUUUGGGAUGUGAAUUUGGACGACACGUUAAGUGUGCAGUAUUCAUUGCUGGCUAAUUUUAAUGUGUAAUAAAUUAUAUCGGUGUUAAUUCGUUAUCUUAUCGCAAAAAUCCAAGUAUAGUUUUUGUAAUACAAUUAUUUUCUGAUUGUGUAAUAUGAAGCGUGCAAUUCACUAGGACUAUAAUAUACCUUACAUUUAAUACCAUUACAUUACAGAAUUUAGUUACUAAAAUAUAUCAAAUUUCUAGAACAAAAGCCGGCUUUGGAAUCUAUACUAAUAUUAUAAAGAGGAAAGAUUUGUUUGUUUGUUUGUUUCGAAUAGGCUCCGAAACUACUGGACCGAUUUGAAAAAUUCUUUUUCCAUUAGAAGCCGACAUUGUCCCUGAUGAACAUAGGCUUUUUUUUUUUUUUAAUUUUUUUUUUUUGGUUUCAUUUGUGUUUUAAUGUUUCCGAAGCGAAGCGAGGGCGGGUCGCUAGUAUGUAAUACAAUUAUCGUCCCUUCGCAAUCAGUCACUGUAUAAAAUUAAUUGGCAAUUAUGAAACGAUUUUCUAGUUAUCGAUACUUUAAGAUUUUUUGUUAAGGAAAAAAAAAAUCGGGCCCAUGACUUAUUGAUAAGUUCCUUUCACGUUUAAAAACAUUAGUAUUUUUCAUCGAUCGUAUUUAUAAAAAUGUACACGACAAUCUUAGAGUUAUUUUAGACGUCUUUAGCUUAUGAAAAUCAAUUAUUUAAAAUAUAGUGUAAAAUAAUUUUAGAAUAAUGUUUUAUGGAUAAUUUUAAUUGCGCUACGUAUGGUUUCUAUUCGUUUAAAUCCCCUAUGGCUAUUCUGAUUACCAGUAUUUAUCGAUAAAUACACGACUGUGAUUUUUAUAAAUAA
Messenger RNA from Bombyx mori (domestic silkworm), 7358 nucleotides. It is a transcript of the gene Atet, whose product is annotated as ATP-binding cassette sub-family G member 1. Gene Ontology annotation, molecular function: ABC-type transporter activity; ATP binding; ATP hydrolysis activity. The record is from RefSeq and is a predicted model, not a curated record. Lineage: Eukaryota; Metazoa; Arthropoda; Insecta; Lepidoptera; Bombycidae. The coding region runs from base 381 to 2648 and encodes 755 amino acids. Gene Ontology annotation, cellular component: membrane. Gene Ontology annotation, biological process: transmembrane transport. The transcript is spliced from 8 exons.